UGUGUAUUACUGGGUGUAGGAGUUUCUAUGUGAUGUAAUUCUACAUGGUGGUCGCUGUAUUGUUUUGAUUAGGAAAAGAAAAGGCUUCCUUAAUCUAAGAUCUUCUGUAGGUUUUGGAGUCAUGGAUGAACAGACAGGCUCUCCUGGAACCAAUGCUGACAACAACAGCCAGAGAAAUGGAGAUGAGAAGCCCCGACGUGGCAGCUGGACCAAGGGGAGGAAGAGAAAGAAGCCAAUGAAGGACAGCAAUGCACCCAAGGCCCCCCUAACAGGCUACGUUCGCUUCAUGAACGACAGACGGGAGCAGCUCCGGGCAGAGCGUCCAGACGUCCCCUUCCCAGAGAUUACAAGGAUGCUUGGGAACGAGUGGAGUAAGCUGCCACCUGAGGAAAAGCAGCGAUACUUGGAUGAGGCAGAGAGAGAUAAGGAGCGCUACAUGAGGGAGCUGGAGAAGUACCAGAAGACGGAGGCCUACAAACAUUUCACCAGGAAAGUUCAGGAGAAGCAGAAGGGCAAGCGACACAGGGGAGACGUCGGACACCAGGUCGCUAACGAGGCUCUUCACGAGAAGGAUGCGGAGGGAAAAGACAGAACUGUGUUUGACAUACCAAUCUUCACAGAGGAGUUUCUCAACCACAGCAAAGCUCGAGAAGCGGAGAUGCGGCAGUUACGUAAGACCAACAUGGAGUACGAGGAACGUAACGCAGCGCUGCAGAAGCAUGUGGAGAGCAUGCGCGGGGCCGUGGAGAGAUUGGAAGGAGACGUGAUGCAAGAAAGGGGACGCAAUGGGCUCCUCCACCAACACCUGGAGACCCUGCGCCAGGCCCUCACCUCCAGCUUCUCCUCUUUACCACUCCCAGGUAGCGGAGAAACACCCACCCUCGAAACUAUUGACUCCUACAUGAAGAAGCUCCACAGCAUCAUCGUCAGCAGCCCCCAAGAACACGAGAAUCUCAUUAACACUGUGAGAGACGUGGUCAACCGUUUGGACAGAUAAUUGGACCAAAUCCCACUGAUCCGAUGGAAUGAGAUUCAAAGCGACAUUAAGCAGAUGCUGGUUUCAACUCGAUGCGUCUCCACGAUUGUGAAUCCUCUGAUCUGUCUUCAUCUCAGUUGACUGAACAUCCUUUAUUAAUCCUUUAAGGUGGUGUAGGUGAAGGUGAUGUAGCGUGUCAUAUUUAUUUUAUUUUUUUUUAAACUGUUCUUGUUGCUACUCUGUUAAACUUUAAUAUAGCUGUAGUUUGUUUUAUAAAAUAAUCCCAGAUGACAUGAGUUUUUGUCACUUACCGCCCCUGUUCUUGUCUAUUUGCAAAUGCUUCCACAACAGUAUCGUAACCAUUAUCAAAUAUGUCAUGUCUGAUGGAAAAUAUUCAGAUUUGUAUUUACUAUAUCCAACAAAUACUGAGGCUGGUUUUGUUUUGUUAUGCUAUGCUGAAGGAAGAACAUGUGCCAUUUCUUUAAUUUUCCUGUGUGGAAAAAGUGUUUGUGUUUUGAAUAAACAUAUUUGCACCGUA
Sphaeramia orbicularis (orbiculate cardinalfish) is the source of this 1514-nucleotide messenger RNA. It is a transcript of the gene hmg20a, whose product is annotated as high mobility group 20A. The transcript has 9 exons. The coding region runs from base 122 to 997 and encodes 291 amino acids. The record is from RefSeq and is a predicted model, not a curated record. Gene Ontology annotation, cellular component: nucleus. NCBI's taxonomy places the organism in Eukaryota, Metazoa, Chordata, Actinopteri, Kurtiformes, Apogonidae. Gene Ontology annotation, biological process: regulation of gene expression.